CCUCAUCCUCUCUCUCUCUCAGUCAUCCUCUCCCGCCGUGGUGCUGAGCCUGCGACGUUGGAUGGAAAAAAAAAACUAAAAACUAAAAACCGCCCUCUCCGCUCCAGCCAACGGACGCAUAAUUUGGAAGAGGAAUAACUCAAGGCCCAGCUUUGUCUCAUAUAAUCCUGGUAGAAGCACUGAGGAGCAGCAGAACGUCCACAGAAUCAGCUGAUUUUGGUGUGAAAACGUUGGGAUGACCUGAUCUCAUUGGAAAAUCUUUAUAUAGGAUAAACAUCAAGGAAGGAAGAAACACUGAAGCACAGCAGAGAGGAGACGAAGAGCCAGAACAGGCAGACGCUGAAGGAGGAAGACAUGCCAGGACUCUCUGCUCUGAUUGAGCUCCAUCGCACCAGCUCACCUAAGACUCCAUUCAAACACUGGAAAACUGUUCAACUCCACAGAACGACACGCUGCAGAAAGCUGAAAUACUGCAGUCAUUCAUUCAUUCAUAUUAGAACCACAACAACAACCAUUUGAAGAUUCCUCUGAGGGUCUGUCCAUUUGACUCGGUCACAGCUGAAGCUCAGGAUGAAGACGAUCUGUGUCGCGUCACGCUGCAGUCCGACCAGAUAUGACGUAACACGGGUCCCCUGCUAAUCGCCACGAUGCUGAGACUGGCAUUGUAAAGCCUUCACCCCUUUUUCAGACCAUCCUCCUCUCUGGAAAUCCUUCCUUUUCUCCUGCAAACACAUCCUCCUUUCCUGUCUCUUAAAUAUAACUUCCCUACCUUCUCAUUUCCUUCUGUUGGCAUCAUGCAGGGUGUUCCUCCCACCUCCACUCUCCUCUUUCUCAUUCUCCCCUCCCUCCUAUUUUUCUCCUAUUUCCCCAACCUGGUCAGUGGGGACUGCUGGCUCAUUGAGGGGGACAAAGGCUAUGUGUGGCUGGCGAUAUGCAGCCAGAACCAGCCGCCGUACGAGACCAUCCCCCAGCACAUCAACAACACGGUGCACGACCUGAGACUGAAUGAGAAUAAGCUGAAAGCCGUGCUCUUCAGCUCCAUGUACCGCUUCACCAACUUGACUGACCUCAAUCUCACCAAGAAUGAAAUCAGCUACAUCGAGGACGGAGCCUUUGCAGGACAAGCCAACCUACAGGUUCUUCAGCUGGGCUACAACAAGCUAACAAACCUGACAGAGGGGAUGAUGAGAGGACUCGGCCGCAUGCAGUGCCUCUUCCUGCAGCACAACCUCAUUGAAGUCAUCGCCAGCAAUGCAUUCUGGGAGUGCCCGAGCCUCAGCAGCAUUGACCUGUCGUCCAACAAACUUGCGCGCAUCGACCCGUCCACGUUCACGGUUCUCAGCCGCCUGAUGGUGUGUGAACUGGCAGCCAAUCCUUUCCACUGCGGCUGUGAUCUUUACAGCUUCCUCACCUGGCUGGAGUUCUUCAACAAUGUCUCGCACACCUACGACCGUCUCCAGUGUGAGACGCCGCGGGAGAUGUUCGGCUUCCCCCUUCUGAGUCCCAUCGCUGCUGGUCAUGCUGGUCGGAAUGCCAAGAACAUUUUGUACCACCACUGCCGGGAUGGUGUGAUGAUUCCAGGAAUGACUUCUCUCCCGCCAGAUCUGGAUGGACCUUCUGGGAUCGGACCGGAGAUGUUCGGUGGCGUUGGUCCUUACCACCAGCCCACCACCUCCUCCUCAUCUACUGAGGACAGCUUCAGUCCCAGCAUCAAGCUCCAUCACGUGUCUUUGUCGUCGGCCUCUCUCCUGGUGAAGAUUCCGAGGCCAUACACCAAAAUGUACAUUCUGACACAGUACAACCACACGUACGUAUCUGAUGUUAUGAACUUGAAGAACAAGAAGGAGAUGAUCACCCUCAACAAGCUGAAGCCGCACAACAACUACACCUUCUGCGUAGCAUCCAUCCGAAACUCUCAGCGCUACAACCACACAUGCCUCCAGUUUUCCACUCGGGGUCAAAAUGUAGAUGAUACGCUUCCCACGCCUUCCACCACCACUCACUACAUAAUGACCAUUGUGGGCUGCCUUUUUGGCAUGCUCAUUGUUUUGGGCUUUGUGUACUAUUGUCUACGUAAGAAACGGAUGCAUGACGAGAAGAAGAAGUCCAUCUGCGUCAAGAAAACUAUCCUCGAAAUGCGCUACGGGCCAGAGGUGGCGGCAGCGGUGGCUAACGAUCCAUCAGCAGUCCACAAGCUUCAGGAACAGUCCAGAGAACAUCACCAGUAUCAGCAUCACCACGGAGGAAAAAUGCCCAUGUCCACAUCCUCUAGCUCGGGGAUGCUCCACUCAGCCAACACCACCUCCUCUAGACUCUCCUCUAUCCCACAAGUGGAAAAGAUGGCCACUGCGUUUUCAGAGGCCAUGGCUACGAGUAAAGGAAACUACAUGGAUGUCAGGACUGGAGGGGCAGGGAUGGAGAGGGUGGUAGAUGGAGGCCAUGUAGGGAUGAGGGGGGACGACUUGAGGGAUGACGAUGGAACCGAUCUUGGCGAUGACUCCGAUGAUGAUGGACAUGGCUCUGCAUCAGAGAUCUCUACCAUUGCCAUGGAGGUGGACAAGGUCAACCAGAUUAUUAACAACUGCAUCGACGCACUGAAACUGGAUGCAGCAGCAGUUGCAGCUUCGGGGGCUUCUACCAACCCCACAGCUUCCUCAAACCCAACCUCCCCACCACCCACCAGCACAUCCUCCCUUACUCGUGGCCUGAUCCCGCUCUCUCAAGGGGUGACAGAGACAUGCCAGGUCAUGGCACCCAACAAAAUACCCCCUCCACCUCCACUCCCUGCCCUGAACGCCCCCCUCUCUGAGCGCCCAGGGAUCAGUGGUGGUGGCUUCGUCAUCACUCCUCCCUACAGGCCGCCUCCUCCCGCCACUGCUGUACGUCCUAUUCAGCGGCAGAUGAGUGCGGACGCAGCUGUGGUUAUUGUAAAUGCUGUGAAGAAACAGUGCAGCACCACAUCUUGUGGCUCCAUGGGUCGAGACAGGGAACGUGGUGGAGCCAGGGUGUAUAGUCUGGAUGUUCCUGAGCCGAGGAGUCCAGACGCCUGUAAUCAGCAGCAGCAGCAGUAUUCUGACCGGGCCAGUCCAGUGGGCUGUGGGGAGCCCCUGGAGAGGCUGCCUUUGGUCGGGAGUGGGAGCUGUGGUGGAGGGGGUGGUGGUUGCGACAGUGGUGGUGUUGGUGCCCAACAUCAGGACAACCAGAUGACGCACCAUUACCAUCAGCAGCAGCAAAUACAGCAGCAGCAGCAGCAGCAGCAGCAGCUGGAGGUGCAGCAGGACUACCACUGCUCGGAGCACCGCCACUCCGUCCCAGCUCUCUAUUAUGAAGGGUCCCACCAGGGCUCCCCUGCCCAGAGAGUUUCCUUCCUUAAGCCUCUGACACGUUCCCGCAGGGACGCAGCUUCUUACUCCCAGCUUUCACCGGCUCGCCACCAUUCCAGUUACUCUGGCUAUUCCUCGAGCCCAGAGUACUCCUCAGAGAGCUCACUGCGGAUCUGGGAGCGUUUUCGUCCCUACCGGAAAGGCCAGCGUGACGAGGCCUGUUAUGUGACGGCUGGAAAUGCCCUUCGAAAAAAGGUGCAGUUUGCUAAAGGCGAGGACCUGCAUGACAUCCUUGAUUACUGGAAGGGUGUGUCGGCGCAGCAGAAGCUGUGAUCGGGGACCAGAGUGAAGCGUUGUUGGAAAAAGAGUUAAGAUACUUCUUUUCCUGAUCGGCCCGUGGGCCAGAGAAACCAUUUGAAGUUCAUGGGGAGAAAAAUGUAGGACAAAAUUUUGCCUUUGGGUUUGUGUUAUUUUUUGGCAUGCUAGGUGUAUAGAAUAUUGUGCUACGAGCAAGGACUGUGAAACUGUGCCUGGAAUCUGAGAGUCAUUGCAGUGUUUUGUUUUACACUUCAUUGUAGCACCUUUUCUGGAUCAUUCUUUUUUUAGUGGGUACAGAUUUAAUUUUUAUUACAGGGAGCAAAUGCCAACUGUGUGAUUUUCUUUGGGUGGUCACAUUUGGUGAUCCAGUGGACCAUCUUUACCAGUGCCAUGUUCUGAUCUGUGUCCAGUCACAGAGGAUAAAUGCUGAUAUCCUUCAUUUUAGGCUUGUGCAAUCCCAGACUUUUCCUGUUUCGCAUCGGGUGCUGCAUCAGUUGGCAGCAUCGGAUAUGCUUAGACUUCUGUGAUGGGGUGGGAUCUGUGAUCUGUGCUCUGUUCAAACUAACAACAUGCGGAUUAGCGAACAGAGUUGUCAAAUGCAGGCGCUGUCUCUCUUCUCUGAGAUCCCUCUUUGGGCUGAGAUUUUUGCAUUUCCAAGGCAUCUGUCACACAAGAAGAAAGGGAUGAUAGAAUAAAGGAAUAAAAGAAAUGAACACAUGAGCUUGGAGAGAAUAGUGAAGUGGGCAUGAAGGAAAUAAUGAAAGAGAGAUUAAAGUGGAGCCUCUGCUUAAAGCGGAGAUUGCUAUCGAGGUGUUGAAUAAGAAACAAGAAACACUCUUGCAUGGUUUUGAAGAAUGAAGUGAUUAAAGAAUGUUCCCCUUCAGAUGCACCAAACUAUUUGAAACCGAAUUUGCCUGAUUAAAUGGUCAGAAGUAUGGUCUGAGUUUGAAGCAUUAAAGAGGACGGGUUAAAAAAUGUGGUAGUAAAGGCUGUAAAGUUGUGAGAUGCGACAGAUUAUUUUUCCCUUUCUUUCUUUUUAGUGGCAUGCAUCCAUUUCAUGUCAAGUAAGUCUUGAAUAUCUUCCUUUUUGUGCAUAAAAACAGCAACAAAGUUCACAUUAGGAGAGUGGUAAUGAAGUUAACUCAACACAGAUGUACUUCCGUUUAUGCUACAAAACCAUCUGAUUAGUUUGAGGAUCAGAUCAUGGUGUGGGUUAGAACCCACCGCUGUUGUUUUCUAGGUUACUAGAAUACUAGUCCUGCCACAAGAAUAACCCUGAAGCAUCUCACAGUUUUACAACUUCCAGGGCUGACGUAGCCGGCGACAGGGCUGGGUAAGCUCACACAAUCUCCUUACAAAAAGCCACAAGAGACGUGACCCAUAUGUGAAAGAGACCAAGAGAAAUUGAAAGCACGAGGGGGGCGUGAGAGGGGAAAAAAGCGAUCAAGAGGUCAAUCGUGGAUACAAAUAAUUUUCAGCAGCCACAGAGAAUGUAAGUAGAUUACAAGCAGGUUACGGGGAAAUCUAUUUUCAUCGUUCAGCGUGAGCACCGCGGUACAUUCCAAAUCCUUCCUCUGACAUUAAAAGUGAGCGGGGCACAGAGGGAAAGGACACUUCUGAUUACUGCCAAUGUGUCUGUUCUGUUCUGGAAAUUAUUGCUGUUGUCGUCUAUAAUUGAUAACUCAAUUAACCAACGUGUGACAGGCAUGUCUGCUUGCACUUUCUGCCUCAUGGUUGUGUGUGUGGUGCACAGUGGUCCUUGUCAGCGGGUGUCGGCAUGCCUUGUCAGAUUAUACUGUAUAUGCCCAAACUAACUUCAAUUAAUAUUUGUCAAUAUUUUGCCCAGUGGCUGGUUGUCUGAACAAUACUAGACUAUUAAUGGCAUGUACAGAUGUCAAACAUGUUCACUGUGUUUUCUUCAGAUGACUGUCCUUCUCGCUAACGAAGCCGUCACCUGAUCUCUGUUCAUGCAUACGAUUAUUUGGCCUUUUCUUGCCUCUUUCUAUUGAGAUGAUGCUCCUAAAUGAGAGGCUACACCCUGACAUCCUGCUUACCUAAAGCACUGCGUAACGGCUAAAGUUUUGUCACAAUCAGAGACAUCCUCCCUUAAAAAUGUGAAUUAAUGCUCCUAGAAUUUUGUUUUUGUUCAACUUUAAGGUCAGGAGCUUUUUUAUUAUUAUUGUUCCUGUUUAGAUCUUCACUUUUAUACUGCCCGUAACACCCAUUAGCUCCUCCCUGCUCCCACAGCUCCGGUGGGAUAUAUCGUGUGUUCCAAACACGCCCGGCUGUGUUUCAUUAAGUUUGAAAUUGUGUUCCUUGCAGGCAGGACUUGAGUGUGUACAGCACAUAUCAACACUGCUUUUGUGUUUUUUUGUAUUUUUAGCAUGUGAUUGAUUCUGCAGGGUGAAUGAUAUGCAAAAGUCCGUUCAUGUAUCUCCACGCUGAUCCGUGUAAAUCUCGCUGUUUGUUUCCAUCCAACUCUCCCUGUUUUAUUGACAUGUGUGGAUAUCUGUGGGUCCACAUGAGAUCGAGGUUUCUGAGACGCACCGCCUCAUCCGCCUUCUUUCUGUGAUAAAGCACCGUGUGGUGAACAUACAGGACAGUCCUGGAGUUUCUUUGUUUUUUUAGUCUCCUGCUUAUCUCCUGUUAUCUGAAGUUUCCAAAGGAACAUGUUACUGUGACUGACUUUCACCAAAACAGAGCGAAGGAUUUACUUUUCUUUGUGUUUUUGCUCUCAGACUAAUCUAAUGCCGCAGAAGGAACUCGAUGCGUUUAACUCCCCAGAUCCACAACUGCCAUAACGAGUUUACAGAACAGGACGCUGAGGAAAAGGAAACGUUGAGGAGCACCAGGACGCUCAUCAUUUCAGCUGCCAUUUCCAUCUACCUGACAAAAUACAAUGUGACAGCAAAUACGGUGUUUUACUCUUUCCAUGGAUGGACUCUUAAUUUCUUACAUUUUCUAUUUUAGUUAACAUGUUUAACACAUCAGUGUGUUUUUCAGGUAAUAGAUUUUCAGGUGACAGAUUUUCAAGUGCUGCUCUGCUCAGAUCUGAUUCAGUUUCAACGUCGGUGUGAGAACAUUUUUACUGAUUUCUAAGAAUAUUUCACAGCAAAUGAGCUCCGUUGCUGAAUUUGGAGAGGAUAUUGUGUUUGGAGCCGCUGCCAGCAGAAAUACGAGGGUCAUGCAAAAUGGAAAUGAAAGCCAGAUUAAACAACAAUUAAAUCUGAUGAGCCAAAACUGUCCGUCCUGUGAGCGAUUUUCAAUAAAAUCAGCUAAAAAUGUCAGCAAAGCAGUCCUCCAGUGUGGUCAGCGCUGCUCUCUGGAAUAAACCUCUGCUGAUUAUUAUCAUUUGCAAAGCCCUAUUUAGUGUUUUGUGAUAAACAAAUGUGUUAAUUGGCUUUGGCGCUUAAUUAAUAAUGAUAAAAAAAAUUACUUUUCUGUUCUGCUUACUGGAGAAUUGAGGAUGCAGCUCCAAUAAUCUAACAGUUAAAUGGAUUAAAAGACCACAGAUACUUCAGCGUUUCUGGUCCACAAAGACAGCAUCAAAUAAAUAAACUUUCUUUUUCCUUCCUCUCUGCCUGCAUCCUCAGUGAACCCCCGGAGGCUGGCUGGCUUGGAGAUGGAUGGUCCAUUUUGAAGCAGCAUCCUUGUUUGUCUGAGACCCACAGGAAGGCCAGACGUGAGAAAAACAUCUGAUGCACUAUUGAUGUUGAAUCCUUUUGUCGAGAGACCGGCUCGGGUUUCUUCUCCAGUCGUCUGUAAAACGCCACGAAAUCACAGACGUUUUGAGUUUCUAACGCUUUAACUGACGCGCUUUGAUGCGCUCCGUAUUUAAAGUCCGGCCAAAAUGAAAUUAAAUUCUGGUUUCUUGAAUUCGGGGAGUGGGUUGAAUCAGCAUCUAAAUGACUGCAGGGAAAAGUUUCCCACAACAUCGUACACUUUCAUCCAUGUUAUUGGUGUUAAAAGUAAAGUUAUUUCUGUAGAUACACAUCCACUGGAUACUAUGGGCUGUAAUUGUGAUUAGUGCAUUAUUUACUAAUUAAUAACAUUAGUCAGAAGGAUCACUCAGAACUGGAGGACAUUUGGGCUUCAAAAAUUUGAAAAAUAAACCUUCUCUUCUCCAGUGUUCUGCUCCAUAUUCAUCAAUAAUAGGUAUUGAUUGGUUCAGCUUCCACAUCAAUGGUAGCAUUUUUAUUCCAUGUUUUCUGUGCUGUUUGCUAACCCUACUCUAAUCACAGUAACAGGGUUGCUAAUCCAUGCUAAUGUGAUCUUUUUCUCAGCAGUAGAAGCUAGAUAUUUAGCUAGCUGUUACUGCUGACCAAGAGGACAAACUGACUGAUGGGAAACAGUCCAAAGAAUGAGUCUGAUCCUGAUAAUAUGAGGUAGAGAGAGACAUUCAAUCAAGACUGACAAUGGAUGAAAAGAUGGAAAAUAGAAGAGAGGACAUAGCUUUGCUCUACACAUUCUGUAGGAACACUGUUGGAGGAUGGAAACAACAAAAACAAAACAUAAACAACAGAAAUGAGACACAAAAUGGCAAAAACAUCAUCAACAGUUUUUUCUAACAUGUUGUUGGACACAUUCCAUGUAUAAUAAUCAUUAUUUAAAAUAUUAAUUAAAAAAAAUGUUCCCACAAUUACAAGAGACUUGAAUGAAAAAAAAAAUAUGUCAAAAAAAGGAGAUUUAAAUUUAAUUUGAACUGUUUUAUUAGAGAUCCAGUUUGGUCAUCAGGGGGGUGGGACAAGAGAAAAAUGACAUUUUAGGGGGAACUUAUUUGAUAUUUUAAAAUAUCUUCAAACAUUCUUUUCCUCCUAGUUUUUAUAGAUCUGGUCUCAAGACAAGAACAUUUACACAACUACUGCAUGUUUUAGUGUUUUCUACAGGGAUUAUUUUAAAUUUGAAGGGUAGGACGUAGAAUGUCCUCCACUUCUGAAUUGACUCAUAACCUAAAAUACAGAAUGAUUAUUAAUCCAAAAGCAGCAGCAAACCAAACACGUUUUCAGCUUGUUUUUCACUCCCUAAGCCCCUCCUCUCACCACAUCACACACACACAACAACAGUAGAAGGCAAAAAUGGAGCAUAAAAAUGUGAGUCAGAGUGAUUCACGGGCUGACGAAACCAAAAUGAGUCUUUUCCUGAAAGGCAGGUAAACGGGAAGGUCUGCAGAGAGGAGGACGAUGAGGAGGGACUUUAGCUGAACGCAGGCGGGAAUGAAUCAGCUUCACAUGAGCCGUGACACAAACACACACUCCUGCACAACAGAAGCACAUUACAACACUUAUUACUGAACUUAUUACCAAUUCAGAAUUUCUUGCGACUGUUUAAAAGCCUGGAGGAAGGCAGCUUCGUUUCCACUUAGCUUGGCGGCAGGUGACAGGCAGGUAUUAGCGCUGACAGACAGUGGGCUGCAAAUCCUUUCAUUUGGUGUCUUUGGACCUUUUGUCUAACAGUCUAUUAAGUCCAUUAGCUAACUGUGUGGGAGAUUAGCUCGUGUUUGAUUAAUGAAAACUAUCCUGUGUGUCUCCUCAUGAAAACCACACAAGGGCUGAUGUGAUGAAAUUAAAUGCAUGCCAUUUUUGGUGUCACUCUAAUGUGAACGUGUAUUUAUCUAAAUAAUGAAGAAGGAAGCCGGUGGAGAUAAAUGAAAUGACGGAUUUCUUGGCUCAGACGUUGCCAGGGCUUCCCUUCUGACUGCCAAGCAAUUGUAAAAACAGAUAAAUGUUAAAAGCAUCCACUGACAGCUGAAAGUCUUUGUGAGUUUGUGAGCAGAAGAGCAUUUGAAAAUCCUGCAGGUGAAGCCACAGUGGGCUGAGGUUUGCCACCUGAUUGGACCCAGUUUCCAAAGAGGGACAAAGGACUUAAAGAAUCUGUGAAAUAUCUGUGAAUUUUGUAUACUAGAUAAAUGAAAAAAGAAAAAAACACUAAGGUUAAAACGCUUCUAUGGAUGUUUUAUACUCAGCCUGAUCUCUUGAUAUGUCUGUGUGUUUCUCUACUUUCAGUUGGUCGUUUGUCUUUGUUUCUUUCGUUCGGGGUUCUUUUGGAGGGGAGGGAAUCACGGGACGACUUUUAGUACUUGCAACGAUAAAUGUUAUAAAGGUUUAAGAGCAGAGAAAGCUUAACAUAGUGUACUACAUAAAAGAGAAGUUGUUAUAUUUGCAUGAUUCCCUGUAUUUUUUGAGAGACAAAAUAUAUUGUUGUGUACAAUGAGUGGACGUACGUUGAAAACAAAAACUGUAGGGGCUGAAUACAGUGUUGUCUUUGAUUUGAACAUCUAGGUUUUAGCCGUUUUUUUUUACUCUCGGUGAUGUUUAAUCUUUACAUUCUUGCCUACUGGUUUUCAUUUGGGUGAUUGUAUUAUAAACUGCAGUGAUGCUGCUCUGGAGGGCGUAGAGACGUUUAAAGCUGCCGAUUGUUUACAUCCAUCUACACUUUAUUCUGCAUUAGAGACAUGGAAAAGCUACCUUCCUACAUCAGUUUCUUUUUUUCUGAUUAAAAUAAAUUAAAAUCUAAUUUUUUCUCAGAAUGCUGGAGUGAUGCGGGCCCACACACAGCAGACAUCUAAUGGUCUUAAUCUCAGUCCAUCAGUUAGGAGUCAAAUGAAUGCAGCAUCAGCAGCCUCUCCCUGAGCCUCGGCCCACUCGCUGUUAGCUAAAUGAACGAUUUUCAUUCCUCCUCCGUUGUUCUCUGAUCCUGCUGGCUUUCCAUCCAACUAGUUAAUUGAAUUUACCUUCUAUAAAUCAGUCUUUUAUUACAACACUAGUUCAUCCAUAACUUUUUCCGUGCAUGGAAAGGAGAAAGAAAAGGGAAAAAGUGCGCCACUGCAGAGGCUGAAACUGAAACGGACAUCUUUGUUUCGAUUUCGGGUGUAAAGCGCCUCACUGACGAUGAAUUUAAGCGUUAGUCCCACCACUCAGACUUAGCUCCGUCUCUAUAGCAUGUUAGUAAGACCUGCUGCCGCCCUGUUGGUGCAUUAGUGAGCGCAUUCAUGCACUGACAGCGUGCCAUAAGUCAUAACCAUGUUUACUUUCUGCACUGAUAAUACUGAGACCCUCCAGCUGAGAUAUUUAUGGCCUAUUCCAUGGCCCAGCCGCUGCCAGAAACCCUAAGAGGCAUCCCUUGUCAAUUACAAAGAGAAAAUGAAAUGCAUUAACCUCUGGGCUAAGUCUGCUCUGUGCCGUAUCAGGCUGCAAAUGUGCAGAGUUAUGUUUUAAUUGGGUAAAACUGCACCGCAAUCAGAUGAGGCGGCUGUUAUUUAUGGGUUCUGGGGCCUCAUCCGUAACUCAGAGCUCUCGUUGCUCCAACCCCAGGUCCGGAGCGCUGAAACUCACUAAGAGGUCUCAUCGCGAUGAGACCAGCUGCCUUUCGGUGUCAGGAGCCCAUAAUUCUGAUCAGUGCUAAUGUUUCUGCGCUCACAGCUAGAAAGCCAUUGCUAUUCCGAACACACAGGCCGGCGCCGCGCUGCUCCAGAGGCAGAAUGAUUGGCCUUGUCAGUGCCAGAGAUUGAAAACUUAGCGGCUUCCAAAAAUGGCUGUCAGAGCAGAGAGAGAUGGCCGAGGAGAAGCUCCGUCCUCGGCUGCUGGAGGAAAUUAAAUGUCUGCAGACUGAUCUGCUUAGAAGCUAAUGGUGUCUCGGCCUCGCAGCGGCAAAAGCAUUCAGCGUUAACGUUCGCCUGGAGGUCUGCAUGAUGCACAAACAUGAUGCAGAAAGUUAGGAGAAGUGAUUCAGCUUCUGCUUUGAUUCUUUACAUCCUAAAAACACAACUUAACACAGCUCAGUGCUGAAAAGAGUCCAAUGCAGAUUCAUGAAACACGGUGUUAAGACUUUAUUUUCACUUUGUUAAUUAGUUUUUUAUCCCUUUUAAAAGCAAUUUUUUUCACUCAUUUUUCCAGGAAAUGCAGAUUUUACAGGUUGUACCAGCUGAAUAUACAUAUAAAUAGCAUGAACAGCCCCUAAAAAUAGCAGUAUCUGUGAUCACAACUGUGUAAUAUACAAUAGUAUUACUGCAGUGCUCAGGCACAGCUGCCAUCUGUGUGACUCCAAAGCAGUUUCUCACAACAUCACCAUGUCAUUUCCGUUAGAUCUGAACAUGUAUGUAACGUUUGUGUUGAUUUAUGGCUCUUGCCCAGUCGACGGUAUCAGGAGGUCUUUAGGUUUUUAAAGGCAAGAGAAAGGAAGGGCCAUCGUUGUAUUAAUUAGACUCCUGUAGGUGUUAAUUCUAUUCAAAUCUAAUGCGACUCUCCCCUCUGGUUUAACGUUCAGAGACCAAAAGGGAAAGACAAAACAAAGGUUUGGAUUUACGGGAACAAAUCUUGGCUUUCUGUUUUCUUUAAUUCUUUGUUGCUGAUAAUGACAUUUUCCCUUUGCAAUUUCUGUACAAAAGAUCUAUUUAUAUAUUUGCAAUAAAUUUGUAAUUAAAAAUGAAA
This is a messenger RNA of Acanthochromis polyacanthus (spiny chromis), 12067 nucleotides long. Its product is annotated as protein phosphatase 1 regulatory subunit 29. The record is from RefSeq and is a predicted model, not a curated record. Gene Ontology annotation, molecular function: protein binding. Bases 795 to 3656 code for a protein of 953 amino acids. NCBI's taxonomy places the organism in Eukaryota, Metazoa, Chordata, Actinopteri, Pomacentridae. The transcript is spliced from 6 exons. Gene Ontology annotation, cellular component: plasma membrane.